AUGCUGCACGGGUGGUCCACCGCAAAUGGGGUGCUGAGGCGGUCCAAGGGCCCGCUCGCGAGAAUGUCGACGACGAGAUUGGCGCAGCCGCAGGAGCAGGAGCAAAGGCGGAAGGCUCGGAAUGGGCCACCAUCGGCACCAGAGUCCCGUUUCUUGUGGUUCCCAAGGGCCCACCAGCAGAGAGGAGGAGGCGAAUCCCUCGUCCCCUCUGGCCGUCGCGACCAAGUGACGGCAACUCGUGCAGCAGCCGUGCCCCAGGACCUCGGGAACGGGUACCAAUACCGGCGUGUUGACGUCAAGAAGCUGGACUGGUCGAACCCGACAGUCUGGGUCGGCGAGAGAUCUGACAACGGCCCUACUGCGUAA
Molecule: messenger RNA, 366 nt
Organism: Diaporthe citri
Lineage: Eukaryota; Fungi; Ascomycota; Sordariomycetes; Diaporthales; Diaporthaceae
Exons: 3
Coding region: 1-366 (121 amino acids)
Source: RefSeq, a predicted model, not a curated record